Molecule: messenger RNA, 3318 nt
Organism: Kluyveromyces marxianus DMKU3-1042
Lineage: Eukaryota; Fungi; Ascomycota; Saccharomycetes; Saccharomycetales; Saccharomycetaceae
Gene: INP53
Product: inositol polyphosphate 5-phosphatase
Exons: 1
Coding region: 1-3318 (1105 amino acids)
Biological process (GO): phosphatidylinositol dephosphorylation
Cellular component (GO): membrane; cytoplasm
Molecular function (GO): phosphatidylinositol-3,5-bisphosphate 5-phosphatase activity; phosphatidylinositol-4,5-bisphosphate 5-phosphatase activity
Source: RefSeq, a predicted model, not a curated record
AUGGUUCCCAAAAGCUACUUGAAGCAGAGAAGCUUUGACAGAUUGAGCAAGCUUGAUAUCCAUGGUUUUAUUGGGUUGAUUGAGCUUGAAGGCAGUAUAUUUAUUGGUACUAUCACUGGUAAGUCGAAGGUCGCUAGUCCAAUUCCUGGAGAGACCGUGAAUAAAAUAUACGGUGUCGAUUUCUUCUGUUUGGACAAUGGUCGGUGGGAUUUUGUUGAUUUGGACUCUAAUGGGUUUCCAAUAAUUCCCGAGGACGAAUUCGUUAGUUCGUCGUCAAUUCAACAACAACAACAGCAGCAACACCCUUGUCACGAUAUCAAGAAAUUAUUGUCUAAUGGGUCAUUUUACUACAGUUCAGACUUUGAUCUGACCUCUCUACUGCAAUCCAGAGGUCUCAGCGAGCAUUCCUUGUCAUUCGAUAAUUACCAGGAAGAAUACAUGUGGAACUCUUUCUUAAUGCAAGAAAUCAUUACUUUCAGAAAUCACUUGGAUGACAAGGCGAAGCAGAUCAUGGAUGAUGAAGGGUUCUUGACUACUGUGAUUAGAGGUUUCGCGGAAACUUUCCCCUCUUAUAUCGGCAGAAUGCCUGUCAAUUUAACGAUGAUUUCCAAACAAUCUUGGAAAAGAGCGGGAACAAGAUAUAAUGUCAGAGGUAUUGAUGAUGAAGCUAAUGUCGCAAACUUUUGUGAAACGGAAUUCGUCAUGUAUUCGGAGGAGUAUUGUUUUGCUGUGACGGAGAUUAGAGGGAGUGUGCCUAUAUUUUGGGAACAAGAUACGGCUCUUCUAAACCCUAAAGUCACUAUUACAAGAUCUGUAGAAGCAACACAGGCUACGUUUGAUGAACACUUCCAAAAACUAAUUCAAAAAUACGGACCAGUUCACGUUGUUAACCUACUUUCUACGAAAUCAUCAGAAAUUGAGCUAACGAAAAGGUACAGAGAACAUUUCCAACGCUCGAAGAGACUUAAACUCAACUCUGAUGUAUUUUUGACAGAAUUUGACUUCCAUAAAGAAACGAAGGAAGAAGGGUUUGCCGCCGCCUCCAAGAUCAUGCCCCUUAUAGAGCGUUCCAUUCUCGAAAAUGGUUAUUUCUCCUAUGAUGUGAAAGAGAAAAAACAACUCUCUGAACAGAACGGGGUGUUUAGAACAAAUUGUUUGGAUUGUUUAGAUAGGACAAACUUGAUCCAACAGUUUAUUUCCAGAUACACUUUCAUCCUGUUCUUGGAAGACUUCAAUUUAAUAAAACCUAAAUUGCCAAUGAUAGAAGAAUAUGACUGGUAUCAAAAACAUAACAACAUAUGGGCCGACCACGGUGAUGCUGUUUCGCAAAUUUACACAGGUACGAAUGCAUUAAAGUCCUCUUUCUCACGUAAAGGUAAGAUGUCCUUUGCAGGUGCACUUUCUGAUGCUACCAAGUCAGUCAGCAGAAUGUACAUCAACAAUUUCAUGGAUAAAAACAAGCAAAUGAAUAUCGACGCUUUACUUGGUCGUCUACCUCAUCAGCAUGCUGUGGAGUUGUAUGAUCCAAUCAACGAUUACGUCAAUGAGUCCCUGAGGAAGCAAGAAGCAAGCUUUACGACCUCAAGCAGUAUCAAAAUUCUAUGUGGAACCUUCAAUGUGAACGGGCUAACCAAAACUGCGGAUUUAUCUGCAUGGUUAUAUCCAAUCGGGGAACGUUACCUUCCUGAUAUUGUUGUUCUUGGGUUACAAGAAGUCAUUGAAUUGAAUGCUUCCUCUAUUUUGAAUGUGGACACCACCAAAUCCAAAUUCUGGAAGGACUUAGUCAGUGACUGUCUAAACAAACACGAAAAGUACAUUAUGUUGAGAGCAGAACAAAUGUCAUCUUUGGUAAUCCUUUUCUUCGUUAAAGCUGAUAAAGUCGGAAACGUGAAACGUGUUGAAGGUUCUUCGAAGAAAACUGGUUUAGGAGGUAUGACUGGUAAUAAAGGUGCCGUUGCCAUUAGAUUUGAAUACGGCAGCACUUCGUUUUGUUUCGUGAAUGCCCAUUUAUCUGCUGGUGUAAAUAACAUUGAAGAACGUAAAGGUGAUUAUGAAAGUAUCACCAAGGGCAUAAGUUUCAGCAGAUCAAAGAAGAUAGAACAUCAUCACUCCAUCUUCUGGUUAGGUGACUUGAAUUAUAGAAUAGAAUUACCUAACGAAAAAGUGAGAAGUCUCUUAGCUACUCCAGGAGAUGAAAACCUCGAAAAGCUAUUGUCCAGAGACCAGUUAACUGCAGAAAUGGCAAAUGAAUCUGUUUUCAAAGGAUUCAUGGAACCUUCUAUACAGUUCAGACCAACCUAUAAAUAUGACCAUGGCACCGACAGAUAUGACACAUCGGAAAAGGCCAGAAUUCCAUCUUGGACGGACAGAAUCUUAUACAAAGGUGAUAACCUUGUCCCAAUGGCAUACAGUGAUGCAGCACUUAACCUAAGCGAUCACAAACCAGUGUAUGCAGCCUACAAAGCUAAGGUGAAGUUCAUAGACGAGGAGGCAAAGUUACAGAUGACCAAGAAGCUCUACAUGGAAUACAAACAAUCACACCCACAGGACUCUGGAUCAAUCAACAGCGCAUUGCUUGACAUUGAACUCGACAAUGCUAAGGACAAACCUAAACCAGUAAUCUCCAAAGAUAUGAAUCUUCUUGAUCUAGAUCUCCAAUUCGGAUCAACAGGAACAAACCAUAGUCGUGCGCCCGUCGAUAGACCAAUGUCGCCUUCAUCCAUCUCAUCAUCCUCUCUGAGUAGCCUGUCGUUGAAUAGUCCACCAGUCGGCCCAACUUCAAGAAGGACGGAAACCACCAAACCUCUGUCACCAGCUCCAAGAGUCCAAUCUGAACCUAUAAGAAGGGUACCGCCUCCUCUACCACCUAAGAAGACUGCAACCACCGUGCCUACUGCUCUACCAACAGCAGCAGCAGCAGCAGCAGCCGCACCAUCCACAGCCGAAACGGUGUCGCGUACAAGCACCCCAUCUCAAGGAUCAGAAAGAAAGACAACUUUGGCACCACCUCCACCACCUUCAAGAAAACCACAUCCUCCACCAGGUUUCUCCGAUGUGGUACUAACUCCAAAGGGUUCCAGCCGUGAAGCAACCACAUCGCCUGUUCAUGCAAUCAACAGCGGCAAUAGCCUCAACAGUAGGAACGGUUCCAUCAAUAACAAUAUCCAUGGAGCAGCAGCACACGGCCCAGCAGCCCACGGCCAUGCCAGAAGCGAUAGCAAUAGCAGCAACCAUAAAAAAGAGAAACCCGCUGUGCCUUCUAAGAAGCCCGAACUCGCAAUGUCUCUGGACUCUUGGAAACCUCUGCAACCAAAAUAA